AUGGGUCCCUGUACGGCCUCCCAUUGCUGCUGUCUCCAUCGCCACACUCUGCCAUGUGCCACUUUCAGGUCUCCUCACACUCCUGCUGGUUUCCAUUUUGUCAUAGGUUGCUGUAUGGCCUCACAUUGCUGCUGCCUCCACCGCCACACUGUGGCUCCAAACACUGGUUUUGGCCCCGUGACUGGCCAAAUGAGUGAAGUGUGCGGUGAUUCUAAGAUCGACGGCACUCAUCUGCAUGUCAUACUGACUGACAGUAUUAUUUCUCUUCCCCAGCAGACUCCAAGGGCAUUUAAAUUAAAGGUACAGUGUUCUGCACUAAUAUUA
Staurois parvus is the source of this 324-nucleotide messenger RNA. Lineage: Eukaryota; Metazoa; Chordata; Amphibia; Anura; Ranidae. The record is from the annotation of a GenBank genome assembly.